GCUCGUCGUGCAGCGGCCCGCGGCCCGCGGGCGCCCAGGCCUCGCGCGCGCCCGGGGAUGCCGCCGAGGGUCGCUGGCGUCUGCUGCGGCGGGGGCAGCGAUGGCCCCCGCUGCAGGCGGGGCCGGCGUGCCCGCCCCAGGAGGAAAGAAGGAAGGGAGGAGGGAAAGGGAAGGUGGGGGGGAGGCCAGUUUCAGCGCCAUGCUUGCGCCAAGGGCAGGCAGACAUGCUGCGUCGUUGGGGGUCCUGGUGCUCGGCGCGCAUCAGGCCGCAGGCCCCGAACGCGCGCGUCGGGCACCACCCACGCAAGUGCGCGGCGAAGCAUGCAGGCAGGCUCGGCCGGUGAUUCUGUUGAUCGUAUGGCUCUGGGACUCCGGGGGGUCCACGCAGCUGGCGCCGAGCCCGCAUCCCAGCAGCACCUCGGCGAGCCAGGCCUGCGCCGCCGAGGAGCACGCCGAGCUGCUACAUUGUUGCAUGCGUCUGGGAAGGGCACGGAAAUUACUGCACACGCGAUGGGGCACUCUGGGCCAACUCAACGAUACAUACAAG
This is a messenger RNA of Prorocentrum cordatum, 547 nucleotides long. The record is from the annotation of a GenBank genome assembly. Lineage: Eukaryota; Dinophyceae; Prorocentrales; Prorocentraceae.